ACGGAAGUAACAUCUGUCAAUUUUGAAAUAUACGCCAACUGUCCUAUUGAUUUAUUGAAAGAAAAGGAAAAUUGUGAUAUUUUGAUUGAAAAUGGAUUUCAGUGACUGGUCUAUGGGAAAUGCUGAUAUAAUCCAAACGAUCGCUGCAUUACAAUGGAUCCACGGCGACUCGGCAAUGAGUGAGAAAGUUGCCAUGUUCAGACUUGGAUAUGAGGUUUACCAGCGGAUGAGUGGUGAAAGAGAGGUGGAUGCCCUUAGAGCACAAACAAUAGCUGCCAUUGCAAAAUAUGUAAAAGACCACCCAAAAGCAAAAAGAGAGGAUCUUCAAAAAGAAAUUGCAAAACAUAUUUUUGCUUUUGCUCACAAAGUGGAUAGAAUUUGAAUAGAAAAAAAUUGGAUAGAAUAUCGACCAAUAGUUUAAAGGUGUUCAAUCUAAAUUAGAACAAAAAAUACAAAGAAUAGUUAAUUUAUUACCAUACUAACUGUUAUUCACUUUACGAAAUGGACAAAAUCACUUGAAACAAUUUAGAAAGUUUGUUUUUCCUUCCAGCAUGCCUAUGUAUAAUUGUUAAUCAUUGUUAUAUUAAUUUGAUGAAUAUUCACAAUUUCAAAAUAAAUAGUUUCUGUAAAAUUUUAAUUAUGCUCUAUAAGUAAAAUUAAAAUGGUAAUAUAAAUGUAUUGCAAUGGAUUUGCAGAGUAUUAUUUCAAAAAAAAAUAUAUAUAUAUAUACAUAUAUUAUUGCAUAUGAUUAUCAUAAUAAUUUAUUGAUUACCUCCCUUUGUGUAUGGUACAACGAAAUUACACCAAACUCAGAAAAGUUAUUUAUGAUUUUAGACUAUUUUGAAACAUUGCUAAACAAUAUUUGGGAUCAAAAUUGUAUUUUCAACAGAUGGAAUUUAUAGAACAGUGUGAAAAAGAACAUAACAAAUUUACAAGCAUUUUCAUUUGAAUGGUUUUUACUAUAAUUUUUGUUUAAGCAUCAAUAAUUGUUUGUAAAAAAUCAUAUAGUUUUAGCACAAUAUGGUCAAGAUUUAUGCAAUUUGAUUUUGCUAGAUAAUACACAAUGUCAUGUCACUGGUGUACAAAAGUUGUUUUUUAAAAGAAUUA
Messenger RNA from Ruditapes philippinarum (Manila clam), 1107 nucleotides. RefSeq lists its product as uncharacterized. The transcript has 2 exons. The record is from RefSeq and is a predicted model, not a curated record. The coding region runs from base 92 to 382 and encodes 96 amino acids. NCBI's taxonomy places the organism in Eukaryota, Metazoa, Mollusca, Bivalvia, Venerida, Veneridae.